Molecule: messenger RNA, 4645 nt
Organism: Gymnodraco acuticeps
Lineage: Eukaryota; Metazoa; Chordata; Actinopteri; Perciformes; Bathydraconidae
Gene: mpz
Product: myelin protein zero
Exons: 6
Coding region: 158-844 (228 amino acids)
Biological process (GO): myelination
Cellular component (GO): membrane
Source: RefSeq, a predicted model, not a curated record
GUGGGUUUCCUGUUGUUGUCCUGUUUUGAAGACCCGUGUCCUGGCGUCCUGACCCCUCCACUUUCUGUCUGUCUUUCUCCUCCUUCCACUCGCCUGCCCUCCUCUUCCUCGACAGACUUCUGUUCUGCAGCACCAGUCUCUCCUGAAGCCUGAAACCAUGCUGACGUUUGUGGCGCUGGCGUCGGUUCUCCUCCUGGGAAUAGUGCCCGAGCAGACGGAGGCCAUAUCGAUCUACACCGGCUGGGAGCGCCACGCCCUGCUGGGCUCCGACGUCCGCCUCUCCUGCUCCUUCUUCUCAUGGCGCGGCACCUCCGAUGACGUCACCUUCUCCUGGACGUACAGACCGGACGGAUCCCGGGACAGCAUCUCUAUCUUCCACUACACCAGUGGGCAGGCCUAUGUGGACAACAAGGGCCCCUUCAGGGACCGCGUGGAGUUCGUGGGCAACCCGGGCAAACGCGACGGCUCCAUCCUGAUCAAGAACCUGGACUACAACGACAACGGCACCUUCACCUGCGACGCCAAGAACCCCCCCGACAUCGUGGGCCGUCCCUCCAGCGUGCGGCUGCUGGUGUUUGAGACCGUUCCAAUCCAGGCUGGAGUGAUCACGGGCGCCAUCAUCGGGGUGGUGCUGGGCCUGCUGGUGCUCAUCGUGGUCAUCUACUACCUGAUGAGGUUCCUGGUGGCGCGUCGUGUCUUCAGCCUCAGCGUCAGCAAACAUGGCAAGAAAAAGAGAGAAGGAACACCGGCGAGACAGGGCCCCGUGCCUACCGCCGACCCCACCAAGGUGAAGGCGGCCUCCUCGGAAAAGAAGAAGCAGGAGUCACGCAAGGAUAAGAAAUAGGAUACGGGGAGGGGCUGGGGCCGACUGCUGCUCCAGCCCGUUUACCUGUCGCUGGCGAGGCCCAAGCCCAAGCAUCAGCAGCAGAGAACCAUCGCCAGAAAGACAGAGGGUGUGGGGGGAGGAGGGGGAGGGGAGGAGGGCCGGGUGCUGAUGACCAUUGAUCUGGAGCUGACCCGAAAAAAUGGGGAGGAGAAGUCAGCCGGUGAGGCGGGGGGAGGGAGGUCCGCACCGCCUGGCUUCCUCUCCCGCCUCGCCAGCCAGCUCACCUUCAAAAAGUAAAAACCAAUAGAUGAGAGCAACACUUUUCCCUCUAGGCCCCGCCCCUCUUUUGGGUGAAAACAGUUUUAGCCAAUUACACUUAAAAACAUUAAUAGUAGGCCUACUGCGCCUUUUUUCUUCUUCCCGUAGCCCAGUUACGAUGGUCAGCAAACAAUUAAAAAAUCUCAUUAGAGAUCGAUGACCAACGUCGAUUUAUGAUUUAAUUUAAAUCAAUACUGGAUCGAUGUCCGGUCAGUCUGUCUGUGGACGAGUGGCAGGCAGCAGGCUAACACUCAAACACUAUAGAUCAGGCACAACUAAGACGGUACAAUACAGACACGAUACGGAAUAAAUUGGAAUAUAUUAUAGACCGUUAUUGUCAUUUCUGAAUUAGAUCGUUUCUUUCAGGAAGUAAAGAAACCGUAACUCUGGGUGCAGGAUACGACACAUCAGCUUUUGGGCAUGAUGAAAUUAUUGUUUACUGCUUGGUGGCGAUUCCUUGUUUUUAACCGGAAAAGUGGCGGGCCCUUCAUUUUCGAGUUGCUCUCAUCUAUAGGGACGCAAGGGGGGAGGGGGCCGUCGAGGAUAAGAGAGUGGGAAGAAACCACAAUCCUACUUCACAACCUGAAUACACGAGUCAAAUCAUAUCUGCUCUUGUCACAGGCUAAUGACUUUAUGGUUUGAGAUCUGAGAUGUGGUGAUAAUCUCUUCUACCACUCGGCACCCCCAGUUUCUUUUGUCAGGUCAUAAGAUAUGCCAAUUGAAGCGAGACCCUACGACGGCCGGGUUUGAUAACAAAAUCUAAAAAAGCUGCUCCCCGGGUUUUGCCUUUCUGGUUCCUUCAUUGUGAUCCUAUCCGCCGGAAAAAAAGCUUUCUCCUAGUGCGUUCGAUACGCAUCACGAAUCCAGAGCUGCGGGGACAAGCCAAUUUGCUUUUUUCCAGAGGCGACCUGUCAAACUAACUUUCUCCCCUCUACGCUGAUCUCCAUUCUUUUCCCUCUCCAAUCGCAUCUCUUCCUCUUUCACUGUGAAUGUUCUUGUUAAUUCAAAUUAUAGAAUUGAUUUAUAUGCUAACUGCUCCAUCCUGUUUCUCUUUCACUUCCCUUCCCUCUUUUUCUUCCUCUUUUCUCUCUCCUGUAGAUAAAGGUCUGACUUCUCCAUGACUGCCUUCACUCCUCUAGUCUGCGCCCUCCUUUUCUGCCCAGCCUGAUGCAACCCCCAUUAUUUCCCAUUAUCUCUUCUCUUUCAAGACAGCACUGGCUAUAAGAAUAGUCCCACUACAUCAGUGGCAACAGUGUCAAAUAAUGUUUUACAACGGCUGAUUAAAGAGCCUGAAUGCACUCAUUGGGCGAACUGUAAAAGUGUUUAAGGCCUAACAACACACAUAACUUCCUUAAGAGGAGCCCGAAAGACAUCGCUCUGUGUUUAAGGCCCCCUGAAUCUCCCCCCUUAAUGUUUACGACUCAAUCACACACCAAUGCGAGUGCACUCUGCACUUCAGAUGGAGAAAAAGAGAGACGGAGUGGAGUGUGAUAGCGGGAGAGAGAAAUAUGAUUCCUGCUCUCAGCCGGGUCGUAGAUAGAGGUUCAAGCCCCGGAGCUCGGGUGAUUCAAUCCUCUCACAUUCGAGCUAAUGGAGGUUGUCACCGUGUCACCCGCCCUGGCUAAAGGGGGCUAUUUCUGGACCUAUAAGAGCGUAAGGGCUUACUGUAACAGCUGCACAUUUUUCAGCCAGCAGGGGAGGGGGGUAGAGAAAAGAAAGAAGUGUUGUUUGUGUCCGUUUUGACUCGACGGGCGGCGACUGACAACCUGAAAUGACGUCACGACCCCGAGGGCUGGCGGUUGUCUCACGAGUCUGACGAAAAGGCUUACCAGGAAGAGGUGCAGCUUCUACGCUUUCAGAGUUAUUUUCGGUCCACUUAAUCCUCUCGCACAUUUCUCCUCACCAACCCAGGGCUAAUUAUCUUAGCACUAGCUGGUAACAAGAUAUCUCUCUCUUCAUCUCGCUCCCGGCCUCCUCUGCUGUCUUCCUUCCUUUUGUUAUUCUCUCUUCAUCUCCACUCCCAUCUUUGGGAUUCAUCUCCUCCCUCCAAUCCCCUUGUUUCAUUCUCUCUGUCCUUACGUCUUUGGCUUCCUUUAUCUCUUCCGCUUCCUGUCGCCUUUAGUGACUCUGCACCGCAUUCUUCCCCGCGCAGAAAAAAGGCCUAUACACAAUCCACUCCUCUCUUUAAGCCUCUCCUUAUCAGACUGCCAGGCCUACAGCUCAAUGCUCUGCUCCUCUUCCUUCUCUCUUCUGUCCUUCCUCUUCUCUUUAUUAAACUCGAUGACGGACAUCUCUCUCCCCUCCCUCCGGCUUACCAAAUGAUGGACGAACGCCCUCUCACUUGCCCUUCAAAACGCCACCUCCCCCCGAGGCAUGUCCCCUGCCAGUCCGCCUUCUUCCUCUUUCUUCACUGUGUUGUUUCUGCUGGUUCGAAUGCCAAAACACUCCUCCUAUGACCCUUACCGGCAAAGGACAGAAACACACGGGCAGAAAUCGCCCUUUAGUUCUCUCUGAGGAACUUAUAAUCUAGCUAGCUCUCCUUCGGUCGCAAAUAGGACGCGUUUUAUGUAUAUGUGUGUCUAGUUAAGAGUUUUAAAAGUGAGAUUUGAUAUAAGCAAAACAAGUAUGUCACCCUAAGUAAAGCAAAUGUAGACAUUGUUUCCAUGUGUACAAGAAACCACAUGGAGAACAUGUUUAUCGAGGCAGGGAAGAAAUGUAAUUGUAUUCAAUAGAAUAUGUUGCUAUAUUUCUGACCUUGUGUGUUAUGGAAGGUGCUGUGUGGCUGUCUCUCUGGUGUAUGUUUUAUUUUGAGGCGAGAGAGAAGAUGAGGGGUGGAUAAUGGUUUAUGUUCGCCUCAGAUUCAGCAAGAUGUGGCUGGGGAGGAAGGUGCUUGCUGUGGGAGAAAGCAUGAGAGGAAGAGACUUAUCAGACGUGUUAAGGCAAGCCAAAAAUCCAUAUGUAUCACCACGGAUCGUCUUCUCUUACCCCAGAGCUUUCUUUUAAAGGUGCUCCUUCCCCAACCCUGAGCCAAAGAUGGAUUGCGAUCUGAUGCUUGAUACGCAGGGUGGAUAGUGAAGACUUGAAUGUUCCUUUAAAAUUCAUAACGGCAAAAAGGUGCUAAAAUCCACAUAUUUAUAACUGGAGAUCUGUUUCACUAGUCGCUGUUUAACUGUCCAGUCACAUGGGUUAGUCAGAAUGUUUUUCAUUAAAGCCACACAGACACCUGACAUAAGACAAGCCGCAUUAAAAUGCCUUUUAAAAAAUGUUUUAUAUGUAUUAUGAACUGCAUUAGUCUUAUUGCACAAUAACCUUCCUUUAUUUAAAAAGACUGGAGCUUCUUAUGUUUUUUACAUUUGUUUUAAUGCUUGUGAUAACUCCAUACCACUAACAACUUUUGAUGACUGUCUGUAUAAUACAGUAUGUUGUAAAGAGAACGUAAAUACAGAUUAAAGCCCGAGCGCAGCUGUUAUCAACAGAAGACAAAGUAAACCCAGCUGAAAA